AUGAACAUGACUUAUGGUGAAGUAAAUAGACCUUUAUCGUUUUUGUCUGGAUAUGUUAUUUGUGUGAGUGGAUAUACUAAUGAAGCCAGAGAAUUAUUAAAGAGUAUGAUUGAAUUAUGUGGUGGAAUAUAUAUGGAAGAUAUGGAAUGUCGAUCAGUAACUUUUUUGUUAUCUACAAAUCCAGCAAGUGAGAAAACAAAGCAUGCUAUAAGAUGGGGUGUUCCUGUUUUGUCGCAACAAUGGUUGUUUGAUUGUUUAUAUAACCAAAGAUUAUUAUCUAUCAAUCCAUAUCUUCUUAAUGCGAAGAAGUAA
This is a messenger RNA of Entamoeba dispar SAW760, 312 nucleotides long. RefSeq names its product topbp1, putative. The record is from RefSeq and is a predicted model, not a curated record. The coding region runs from base 1 to 312 and encodes 103 amino acids. The transcript has a single exon. Lineage: Eukaryota; Evosea; Mastigamoebida; Endamoebidae.